Molecule: messenger RNA, 1386 nt
Organism: Tinamus guttatus (white-throated tinamou)
Lineage: Eukaryota; Metazoa; Chordata; Aves; Tinamiformes; Tinamidae
Biological process (GO): antibiotic biosynthetic process
Molecular function (GO): 3-dehydroquinate synthase activity
Source: RefSeq, a predicted model, not a curated record
AUGCCCGUGUCUGGAGAGGUCUUCACAACAACUGCCCCGGCAGCCUGUCCAGAGAGGCCCUGUCGGACGGACUUCCAGCUGGUGCGAGUCAAGAGCAGGUGGUGCCGGGUCAAGAAGGGAGAAGCCCUAUCCGAUUGCGACGACGAGAUAACUCUCUCUGAAGCUAAGAUAGGAAAAUGUGUUUCCGAAGGUGGGAUUUCCUGGACCGUUGAAGCUCCCAUCUAUUUUUGCUAUAAAGUGGUAGAGACGUACAACAUCCUGGACCCUUCCAACACCACGCUCCUUUGGGGCCACAUUGCUGACCACCAGCAGCUAGAGCUGGCCACCAGCAGUAAGAGAAAGCUGAGGCGUUUUAUUGUCAUGGAUGAAGUGGUCGAUGAACUCUACGGCUCCAAGGUGAGAAGAUACUUCGAAGCGAAUAACGUUCAAUACAAAAUCCUCGCCCUGCCUACGACCGAAGAAACGAAAUCCAUGGAUCUGGUCUUGAGCAUCUUGCAGGAAGUCCAGGCCUUCAGCAUCGACAGGCGAACAGAGCCCAUCAUCGCCAUCGGAGGAGGGGUUUGCCUGGAUAUCGUAGGACUAGCAGCGUCGCUCUACAGAAGGCGCACGCCCUACAUUCGAGUCCCAACCACCCUUCUGUCCUAUGUCGAUGCCAGCGUGGGGGCAAAGAAUGGGGUGAAUUUCCUCCAGUGCAAGAAUAAGCUUGGAGGCUACACUCCCCCCGUGGCAAGUUUUCUGGAUAGAUCCUUCAUUCAGAGUAUUCCUCGGCGACACAUCUCCAAUGGCCUCGGGGAAAUUUUAAAGAUGGCACUCAUGAAGCACAAAGGGUUAUUUGACUUGCUCAAGAGCCAUGGAAAAUACUUGCUGGACACCAAGUUCCAGUCUUACAGUGACUCCACCAGCCCUGGGGAUGCUGCACUCCAGACUACCCGAAUUGCCAUUGAAACCAUGCUGGAAGAGCUGGCUCCCAAUCUCUGGGAGGAUGACCUGGACAGACUGGUUGAUUUUGGUCACCUUAUAAGCCCAGAACUGGAAAUGCGGGUUCUGCCGUUGCUGAUGCACGGCGAGGCCGUGACCAUCGACAUGGCGUUCAUGACCUACGUGGCCUAUGCCCGGGGACUCCUCAGCUGCGGGGAGAAGGAGCAGAUCAUCCAGUGCAUGCGGGCCCUGGAGCUGCCCGUGUGGCACGGCGCCUGCAGCUGGCACCUCAUCCAAAGGGCCCUGGUGGAGCGGCUGAAGCACGGCGGCGGGCGGCCCCGCAUGCCGCUGCCCACCGGCCUGGGGGUGGCAGAAAUAUUCAAUGACACGAGUGAGGAGACCCUGAAGGCAGCCUACCAGCUGUGGGUGGGCGACUGCAAGGUGGCAGAAGCGCCAGCCGCACGCUGA